AUGCCGCGUACACCUAUUUACCCCGAGGUGGAGAAGUUCAUUAUCCUCAAGAAACGUGCAAAGCUGGAAAAGGUAAAAUCUGAUAGUGCGAAGAAAAGCUCAACCACUCAAACCCCCAAGAGAACAUACAAGAAAAAGGAACGACCUGCAGGUCAGAAUUUAGAUGUGGCUCAACUUACAAGCUCUUUUGCUGAGCUAUCCGCCACUAUGAAUGGUAACUUGUUUGUUCCGGAAAAUGGAUUGAAAAAUUAUGGACAAUCUCUAUCAACUGCAUGCGAGACUGUCGCAACAACGUACAAUAAUUAUUAUAUUAAAAACUUUGAAAAUAUCUAUAAAGUCGGCUGUAUCAAGAAAUUAGUGUAUAAUCAUGUAUAUGAUCAAGUAUUUACACAUCCCCAGCUUUCUUCUAUACCUGCUGAUAUUCUCGCCUUUUUUGAUCCGGAUGUGGGUAAUAAUCUCACAAGUUUUCUAAAUCCUUUGAUUUUAGAGGUGAAAAAUCGCAUUUCUACGCUUCCGCUAUCUAAAGAAAGCUUGAACAAUGAACCCUUCAAGAUUUUACCGGCUUUACGGUAUAUCCUUGAAAAAUACGAUGGUAUAUACAACGCCCAAGCUACUCAAAAUGACAAAAUUGAUUCGAUGAAGUCUCCACUCCCAAGACGUUUUAGUCUAUUUCCAAACCCUUCAUUACACUGGCGGUUCAUAAAGAUUGAUUCCCAGAACCUAAGUGGAAUUUUUCCAGAUGCUAAGCAGAAUAAGCAAUCUAAUGAAUCCUCUUUCGAUCAUAAACAAAGAUGCUUCAAUCAAAUGUUUGACUUUAAGAGGCUGGGUAUUCAGAACGAAGAGAUCAACAAGCACUUUCGUCCGUGUACUGUAGAUCCAGGAAGACGGGACCCGUUUGUCUCUAAUCACGGUGGUAGUGACAUACGCCGAUUGUCCUCAUCUGAGUAUUACAAUAUGGGUGGAAAUGUAACACGAAUGAAAGAGCAACAGAAGCACAAACAUAGACUGGGUAUUGAAAAAAUUGAAACAGACAUUCCUUCACCUAAAACUGCGUCUGUGGAGCAAUUUGUUUUGUAUAUAACUUAUAUGUCGCAGCAUAUGAAUACUUUAUUUGAUUUCUACGACUUUGAAACUGCCAAAGUUAAGUGGUUGAACUACCUAAGUUCCCAAAAAGUCAUUCAAGAAAGUGUUAAUAUUUUGAUAAAUGGGGGGAAAAAGUAUAAUAAAGACAAGAGAAAAAAAACAAGGAAGAACAGAAAAAGAAGAAAAAAAAAUCGCAGACCUCGUACUAAUCCUAAAGAAAGAAUACUCAUCACUACGCCUAAAUCAAAAAGGUACAUAUGCACUUUUCUUUUGUCAUCAUAA
Mucor mucedo is the source of this 1365-nucleotide messenger RNA. RefSeq lists its product as uncharacterized. The record is from RefSeq and is a predicted model, not a curated record. Bases 1 to 1365 code for a protein of 454 amino acids. The transcript has 4 exons. NCBI's taxonomy places the organism in Eukaryota, Fungi, Mucoromycota, Mucoromycetes, Mucorales, Mucoraceae.